This is a messenger RNA of Uloborus diversus, 1854 nucleotides long. Its product is annotated as GRAM domain-containing protein 4-like. The transcript is spliced from 18 exons. Gene Ontology annotation, biological process: negative regulation of toll-like receptor 9 signaling pathway; apoptotic process. The coding region runs from base 1 to 1854 and encodes 617 amino acids. Lineage: Eukaryota; Metazoa; Arthropoda; Arachnida; Araneae; Uloboridae. The record is from RefSeq and is a predicted model, not a curated record.
AUGUCUCUGCGACAGGCCAUUAAAUCAAAAUUUCGUUCUGAAAAACCUGAGAUAGACAUAAUGCCAACACCCACAAUUCUGCAAACAUUCCCCUCUGAAGAACGUCUCCUGGAAGAACUUCCAGAUGAAUGUCCCCAUCAUGAUAAAGAGACUGAAGACUCUUGCAGUGUAUGUUAUGAAUCUCAAGUGGCACAACUACAAGAGCAACUAGUUGCUAUAAUGUUAGAAAACCAACAACUAGUGAACGAAAUCAAAGAACUAAAAAGUCAAACCAUGAUUGAUCAACUGUUGAAGCAGCUCGAUAAGGAGAAGGAGCGCGCCCGUAUGCUUGCCGACAAGCUUCAUGAAAAAGAAAGCAGUUCGCUCAGUAGUAAAUCUCCAAGGUUGCGUCGAUUUGUUCGUAAAGACAAGCACAACGCAGAAAAAGUGAAACUCACCGAUAUAGGUGAAACUUCUGGUAUGUCAUCGAUUAGUGAAAAGGAGGAUGGUCUGGAUGUUGGCAAAGAGUUAGAAGAAGAGAAAGAAAUACAUAUAGAAACAACACCAGUGCUCAUGGAAUCAGUGCCGUUCCCUGCGGUUGAAAAACCUUCCACCUGGUAUGGCAGAAUACGAGCAUGGAUCAACUCCUACUUUUCCGAGCUUGCUGACGAUUUUACGGAAACGGUGGUCGAUGAUGAUGACAGUGGAGAGGAUGAUCCUGAAGGUGACGCUCUGACUGUUCGAAAGCUUAAAGACAAUUUGGUUAGGUUUAGUAAUGCUACAAAACCUGUUUCUAAUCUUGUGGAUGGCAUUAUAUCAUUACUUAGAUGGAAUUCACCUGGAACAACCAUGCUGGCUUUUUGUGUUUAUAUGUACACAGUAUAUCAUGGCUGGCUUCUCCCUUUGACUCUUUUUCUUGCUGUCUGUCAGUUAACUCUAAAUUAUGUAAGAGGCUGGUUCUCUUCACCUCAUGUAUCCAGAAAGCAAGAGCAUGAAGAAGGAGAUAUGGGUGUUUCUGAUAAAUUCCAAUUGGUUCUUCAUGUUGCUAGAAAAGUCCAAAAUCAGUUGGGUCACAUGGCUAAUUGCUUGGAAAAAGUUAAAAAUUUAAUGUUGUGGCAACAGCCAGAAGUGACAGGUCAUUUAUACUUCCUUUUAAUUGUUGGUUUUAUUACUUCCUGUAUUUUUCCUGCUCAUCAGCUUUUUACUGUUGCUGGUUUUUAUCUGGGCGUCAAACUUUUUAUCAUUGACUACUUAUUUUAUCGCUUUCCAAGAGUUCAGCAAAAGCACGAUACUACUGCUCGUUUAUGGAAGAAUCUACCAACUGAUGCUCAACUCGAAAGGAAACACAACAGAGCUGAGCUGGACAAACUUGUCGUGAAUCAAAGCAGCAGCGUUUGCACUUCCCUGUCAUCCGAAAAUCAGAAUUUCUGUGAACUUUUCAAUUUGCCACCAAUGGAGACGCCUCUGCCUGCAUGGCAUGGAGGUCGUAGAUGUACAUUGAUUAAUAAGGACAAGUCUCUUACUGCUGCGUUCAAGAAUGGACGUCUCUACUUAACAAACAGUUUCUUGUGCUUUGAAAGGUCCAAAUCGGUCACACCUAAAAACUUAGUAUUAGCAUUGAGAAACAUAAAUAGAGUAGAAAAGGCCAAACCAUAUCCAUGGAUACCUGGUGGUGGAAUGGCUAUUGAAGUAACUAUGAUUUCUCCUGAAAAGACAUACAUUUUCGGCGCAAUACUGAACCGGGACGAGACUUUGGAGAGCAUAAUGGACGCCGGUCAAAAAGCAGGCCUCUCCUGGGCCACAGCGCCACCUUCCCAACCCGAGCACGAAGAAGUCGUCGCGGGUCCAAGCACGAAAAAACCAGCUGCUACGUGA